Hippocampus zosterae (dwarf seahorse) is the source of this 1259-nucleotide messenger RNA. Its product is annotated as meteorin-like protein. The coding region runs from base 1 to 885 and encodes 294 amino acids. The record is from RefSeq and is a predicted model, not a curated record. The transcript is spliced from 4 exons. Gene Ontology annotation, molecular function: hormone activity. Lineage: Eukaryota; Metazoa; Chordata; Actinopteri; Syngnathiformes; Syngnathidae.
AUGUUUGCCAGCGUGCUCGUCUUGGUCGCGUUCAUUCUGAGCCGGCGAGUGUGGUUUUGUGCGGCUGACUUGUGCAACUGGAGCGGAAGUGGAUUUCCAGUCGGCGUAGACUCCAGGAUGGUGCUUCAGGUGCGAUUGCGCUGCACAGAAGGCUCUGUCAGGUGGCUCUACCCAGGCCAAGCUCUGCGGGUGGUCCUGGAACCCAACCUGUUCUCCUCGGCCAGGCGCAACAUGCUCUGCAUCAAAGCAUCGCCCAGCUUCGGCGCCGCCAGCCUGUUUAUCGACCGCGGCGGAGAGCUGGAGCCGCUGGGGACCGACGGCGGGCAGGCGCAGCACGUGAGCUGCAUCAGGGCAGAAGGGACACACGUGCCGGCCAUCUACAUCCAGACCAGCCGGCCGGGAGGUGAAUCAUGGAGCCCACGUCGGAUGGGCUUCAGAUAUGAGCUGAUGGGCAACAGGAGUGCAGCACCCGGUCUGGACCACAUGACUUCAUGUCGUCCAUGCAACGAUACCGAGCUUCUCAUGGCCGUCUGCAACAGUGACUUUGUCGUCCGAGGCUUCAUCAAGGACGUGCUUCACAACCGUGAUGGUCACAUAUCACUGGUGGAAGUGUUGGCAGUGAAGGUCCAUCGGCAGCGUAGCGGCGUGUUCGAGCUCCAGGCGACGACUCCUGGAUCGGUUCCGGCCGUCCCGUUGUGGCGCGGCGUUAUCCUUGCCCACCUCCAGUGCGGCGUGAAGCCCGGAGAGGGAGAAUUCCUUUUCACGGGCUCGGAACACUUCGGGGACGCUUGGUUGGGUUGCGCUCCGCGUUACAAAUACUUUGUGUCUGUCUACCGGACUGCCAAGGCCAGGCUUGUGAAUCCCUGCGAUUUUCCUUUGGAAUGACGGGCCGUUACAACUCCCGUCAACUAUCGAGAUGUGACAAUUCACGGGUGUCAAAUCUGCUUGCAUCACAGGCCACAUCGUCCGAGAUGACGGUCGAACAGUUCAGCAAAAAGGACGGUGUGUUACGUACCUCGGUGUUAAGGUCAGUGUUGGUUUCACACUGGGGGACAGUCGGGAUCAAUCUGCAAUUGCUUAGAUGAACAGCUUCAAUCUUUUCUUUUUAGGAAAGCGCAGCAUCAAUAGUUUGUCUUCUUUUUAGGAAAUGAAUUUGGUACGACAUCAGGAGACGGCUACGCCAUUCGUCCAAUAUUUUUGUCUAAUCCGUUGCUCUUGCUGUCCCUCAAUAGAUUGUUACCAUAUGUUUGUGAAAUUUU